GAAUCACAGGAUGAGCGAGAGAGAGAGAAGAAAACAACAGUUAAAGCGAGGGCCGGGGACGGCUUGCUAUUAGCUGGAAGACACGGCUGUCAUGGGGCUUUCCAUGUCAAUGAAGGAAUCCCCAUUUCUUCUUCUUCUUCUUCUUCCUGCAUAUCUCUUUCCCCUCUCUUUCUCUCCCUAUAAAACCCCCACCCUUCCGCCAUUCUUUCCACAACCACACUCACAAAACAACCCUCUUCCUAAUCCAUCACCACCACUAGGUCUUGCUAUAUAGUGGCAGUGGGAGUAUGGAUCACAGCACUCUCUCUUUUCUCUUCCAUCUCCUCACGCUCGCCGCCUAUGUAUCAGCCCUACCGGCCACCUUCCUCCAAGACUUCCGCGUCACUUGGGCCGACACUCAUAUCAAGCAGCUGCAAGGUGGCGCCGCCAUUCAAUUGACCCUCGACCAAUCCUCAGGAUGUGGGUUUGCUUCCAAGAGGCAAUACUUGUUCGGGCGUGUGAGCAUGAAGAUUAAGCUCAUUCCCGGAGAUUCCGCCGGAACCGUUGCCGCCUUCUACAUGAAUUCCAAUACCAGCGGUAUCCGCGACGAGCUGGAUUUUGAGUUCUUGGGGAAUAGGAGCGGACAUCCUUACACGGUACAGACCAAUGUGUACACCCAUGGCAAAGGCGACCGGGAGCAGAGGGUCAACCUUUGGUUUGACCCCGCCUCCGACUUCCACACCUACUCCAUCCUAUGGAACCACUACCACGUCCUAUUCUUUGUGGACGAAGUGCCCAUCCGAGUGUUCAAGAGCAACCAAGCCCGGGGCAUAGCGUUCCCCAAGUCGCAGCCCAUGGGAGUGUACUCUACGCUAUGGGAGGCCGACGACUGGGCCACGCGAGGAGGGCUCGAGAAGAUCGAUUGGAGAAAGGCCCCAUUCCACGCUUUCUACAAGGAUUUCGACAUCGAGGGCUGUCCCAACCCUGGCCCAGCAAGCUGCGCUUCAAACCCAAACAACUGGUGGGAGGGCCCGGCAUUCCGUCAGCUCAGUGCGAUCCAAGCCAGGAAGUAUAGGUGGGUUCGUGUGAACUACAUGGUCUACGACUACUGCACCGAUAAGUCUCGAAACCCGGUCACCCCGCCAGAAUGCUUGGCCGGAAUUUGAAGCACUAAGAAUGAAGAAAAUCGGACGCAAGGCCUAUAAGUUUGCUUGCCUAAAGGCAUACUAUAAGAUGGUGUGUUGUCUCAUUUGGUGGCUAUGUAUCAAAUAUUGUGCACUGUUGUUUAAUUGUACCAAUGUAAUGUAUUCGAAUUGUGUUUAUUUGUCAA
Phoenix dactylifera (date palm) is the source of this 1309-nucleotide messenger RNA. Its product is annotated as putative xyloglucan endotransglucosylase/hydrolase protein 6. Gene Ontology annotation, cellular component: apoplast; cell wall. NCBI's taxonomy places the organism in Eukaryota, Viridiplantae, Streptophyta, Magnoliopsida, Arecales, Arecaceae. Gene Ontology annotation, molecular function: xyloglucan:xyloglucosyl transferase activity; hydrolase activity, hydrolyzing O-glycosyl compounds. Gene Ontology annotation, biological process: xyloglucan metabolic process; cell wall biogenesis. The record is from RefSeq and is a predicted model, not a curated record.